This is a messenger RNA of Schizophyllum commune H4-8, 1117 nucleotides long. RefSeq lists its product as uncharacterized. The transcript has a single exon. The record is from RefSeq and is a predicted model, not a curated record. The coding region runs from base 258 to 998 and encodes 246 amino acids. Lineage: Eukaryota; Fungi; Basidiomycota; Agaricomycetes; Agaricales; Schizophyllaceae.
GGCAAAGCACCCGAACCCUGCGCCGCCGAUCCCGAGCCCGUGGACGGCGCUGCCCAUGCAGCAGCCCUCCGUCGUGCCGAUGACGAUGCCCGUGUCUGGAAGGCAGCAGAAGCCGCACACCAAUCGGCGGUCGACAGCGUUCACCUAAGGGCGCGUCUCCUCGUCACUGGUCGUUUGCCCUCCUAGCAUUGGUCGCAUUGCACCACCCACAAUAACCCCCUCAUCAUCAUCAACCCGGAUUGGACUUUGCAGACUCAAUGACACGUAUAUUUUCGAGUUUCCGGACGCCACAAUCUGUAUUUUGUCCCCGAACGGACCUCGCAUACAUAUCAUAUCCUUAUAUUCCUCUGCCACUCGCACUGGCCCGUCAAAAGUACUGCCUAAGCCCCUCCGCUCGUUAUACCACGCUCGCUCGCUUUCUCGCUCCCCUGCUCCCGCCAUGCCCUUCCGUCGUCCUGGACGGAUCACACUUUCUCCUUCAUAAACCCUACACAUUUUUUCCAGACCACAUACACUGUGCUCCUACUACUACCCCUUCACGAACUUUCAGAACCCUUUCUCCCUCCAUCGGCCAGCUUAAUUUUAUUACAGGUGUACACAGUACGUUGUUCCAGGUCCAUCCCACGCUCAGUUCCGACGACGACGAUAUUAUAUCCUCUGUCCUUGUACAACGAUGUUUCUUGUUGCUCCCUUCCUUGCUCCGGCUUUCACCACCUUCUGCCCGGUUCCCUCACCCUCGUACCACUCGCUUAAGACGUGGCGGCUAUGCCUUGGGCGCUCUAGGCGCUUUCGGGGGAGCUGCGCGCAAGUCCUCUAGUGGUCGUACGGCGCCUCAGAGGAGUGUUGUGCGGGCCUUCACUGGGCCGCACGAUGCCUUUGAGGAUUGUUCUACGGACGCUCGCGAGGAUCGUGCGUGUGCCACCUUGGAGGAUCGACUAGAAACCUUCGGUCUAGCACUUUACUAUACUCGAUGCAUUGUAAUACCCCUUGUCGCAUGACUUCGGUUGUACAUACGUACGGAUGGGCGUUGAGAGAGGUCAUAGGUGCUCCGUAGCCUGUAGGGCCAUAGAGAGUGCGAGAGUACUAUAGCUCAAUGGAGUAUAGAGGAUUCACUCGG